GUCACUUUCUGGAACAAUCGCUGCGGCGAACUGUCUCAUCUGUAAAAUAUAAGAAGCCGGUAUAUUCCUCUUUAACUUCUUCAUCAACUUUGUUAAGUUAGACACUUUACCACUCUUUAUAUCUACCUCGCUGGUCGUAAACUUUGGAUAUUAAAAUGCAAUUCUCACUCGCUAUCGCUACACUCGCUGCUGCUGCCACCGUCUCAGCUGUCCCAGUCAAGAGAUCCGGUACUGGUACCUUCUACUACACUGCCACCGGAAGCGCUGGUAGCUGUGGUAGCUACUUGAACGACGGCGACUCAAUCGUUGCUGUUUCUCAAUCAGACAUGAACUCUGGCCUCUGUGGUAAGCAAGUCACUAUCCAAAACACCAGCAACGGCAACACUGCUACCGCUACUGUACAAGACACCUGCCCAGGAUGUGGCAGCGGCUCUUUGGACUUAUCUCCAAGUGUUUUCAGCCAACUCGGUGAUCAAAGCGAAGGUACCCUUCCAAUCAACUACUGGUACAACUAAGCUUGUCAGCUAGACUGACCUACGCCUGGAGCGUUUUCACCUGGAGUGAACUCGGUAUUGAUUGCCAAGUGUAGAUUUAUAGAACUCGCAAAAAUUUGUAACAGGCCUGUACAACACACAUUCAUUUGCACCGUUAGAACAUUUGCAU
Wallemia mellicola CBS 633.66 is the source of this 663-nucleotide messenger RNA. RefSeq names its product barwin-like endoglucanase. NCBI's taxonomy places the organism in Eukaryota, Fungi, Basidiomycota, Wallemiomycetes, Wallemiales, Wallemiaceae. The record is from RefSeq and is a predicted model, not a curated record. The coding region runs from base 156 to 515 and encodes 119 amino acids. The transcript is spliced from 2 exons.